ACACAAUGUGUUUUGUUUGUUUGUUGUUGUUUUUUUGUAGCCAAAUCCAUCUUCUAUCCUGGUUGGGCUAUUUAUGUGUAAUUAAAUGGCAUUCGGGGCAGCAUGGUACCCUAGUGGUUAGCACGUUUGCCUCACGGUUCUGACUAUCUGGGUUUGAAUCUCAGCUUUGCUUUAGCCUCCCAGUGUGGAAUUCGCAUCUUUGCCUAAUACUCGGAAUGUGGGAGGAAGACAAGAGUACCUGCUAGACACAGGAAGCCCUGAGCCCGGAUUCAAACCUCACCUCAGAACUGUGAGAUAUAUGCUAAGCACUCAGCCACAGUGCCACCCGCAAUAACUACAACAUUCCUUUCCCUUUGUUCCCCGAGCUCGCUUCUCCAGCUGUGAUCCGACAAGGAUUCUCCUGAUGUGGAUCUGACAGAAAGAAACGUCCCUUGACCCCCGUCGUCCCGCUGAGAGAAGCUCAUUCGACAACAUGGACAUCUAGGCUAAUUGCAACCGUCUCGCUCAUCCUGCUGUCAAGCAUCAGAAUUGGAAGGUCAAGACUGUCAUUACCAUAGAAUUCAUUUCUGAGAAGAGUAUGCGCAAAGGGAAGAGCCCUGAGUCCAUGCAUUGCACAUCACUCCGUGGAGCUUUCCGAUGCAGCCACGAGAAUGACUGGUCUCACAGCACUUACUGGCACACGCUGAUGGGAAAAUCAAUAGGAGCAGUGACGUCAGAGAACUGGACUACAUUUCCCACAACGCCAAUUGUCGGGGUGACGUCACAGCCAAGCGCCCAUAACCUUGUGGUUGUGUGUGCUGAGGAAACAGAGCUCGUCUAAACGUUUUAUUUAGCAUAAACUGACGAAAAAUGAGCAAGUAUGUGUUACCAGUUUCCUUUUUUGGAACUGUUGUUGGAUGUGCUGUCUUACUGAAGAACCAUGUGACCGGGGGUCGGUGUCCUAGCAAGGCCAAGCUAAAUGGGAAGACGGUGAUUAUAACAGGGGCCAACACGGGCAUUGGCAAAGAGACGGCACGGGAACUGGCCCUGAGAGGGGGUCGGAUCAUUAUGGGAUGUCGAGACAUGGAGAAAUGCGAGGCGGCUGCAAAAGAAAUCCGGGGUAGCACCCUGAAUCCUCAUGUUUAUGCCUGCCACCUUGACUUGGCCUCCAUGAAAUCCAUACGAGAGUUCGCCGAGAGGAUCAAAAAAAAGGAGCAGCGUGUGGAUGUGCUCAUAAACAAUGCGGGGGUCAUGAAAUGUCCUGCCUGGAAAACAGAGGAUGGCUUUGACAUGCAAUUUGGAGUUAACCAUUUAGGCCACUUCUUAUUGACCAAUCUUCUGCUGGAUAGGUUAAAAGAAUCCGCCCCCAGCAGAGUGAUCAACUUGGCCUCGCUUGCCCACCUUGUUGGAAAGAUGGACUUUGAGGACCUGAACUGGGAAAGGAAAAAGUUUAAUACCAAGCAGGCGUACUGUCAGAGCAAGCUUGCCAAUGUUCUCUUCACCAGAAAGCUGGCCAAGCGUUUACAAGGUACAGGAGUCACGGUGAAUGCUGUCCACCCCGGGGUUGUUUCCACGGAGCUCGGCAGGCACACUGGCCUGCACCAAUCGCAACUCUCCACGACUGUGCUCAGUCCCUUUUUCUCCCUAUUGGUGAAGAACCCAGAACUGGGGGCCCAGCCCAGCAUCUACCUGGCAGUAGCAGAGGAGCUCGACGGGGUGACGGGACGCUACUACGACGUGUUGACAGAAAAGGAGCCAGCUCCCCAGGCCAUGGAUGAGGAGGCAGCUCGCAGGUUAUGGGAGAUCAGCAGCAGGCUGGUGGGUCUGGAGGAGGACAAAGGACAGCCCAGCAAGUCCAGCCAGGAUGAGCUGCCAGCACAGAGUCGGCAGACACAUGGACAGAACCCAGGACCAGUUGUUGGAGCUGUGGGGUUGUAGCACGUCUACUCUACUGCUUUGGCCCGGCAGCUAUAGCGGACUCCAGUGGUGCCCUGACUUACAAGUUUAAAUUGUUUGACGAACAUGCUCGUAACUCAAAACACCCGUACCUCAAAUCGGCUUUGCCCCUUGAAAUGAAUAGAAAUGCAAAACAAUAGCACUACGGUAUUUUACUUUUAAAAAACAUACAGUAAUAACAUGAUUAAAUGAAUGUAAAUAAUUAAA
Molecule: messenger RNA, 2142 nt
Organism: Phyllopteryx taeniolatus (common seadragon)
Lineage: Eukaryota; Metazoa; Chordata; Actinopteri; Syngnathiformes; Syngnathidae
Product: retinol dehydrogenase 13-like
Exons: 12
Coding region: 850-1917 (355 amino acids)
Source: RefSeq, a predicted model, not a curated record